AUAAAGUGUAAAAACCCCCUAGGGGAUGCGUAAAAUCAGUAGAUACGGGACUUUUUGGCUCUCAUGCUUCCCACCGUUCUGUCAAAAGAUAAAUAUUCUCUUGUGUGUUCCGCUGGAAUCGCUCUAGCCUCUACUACGAAACAAGGUCCCUCCAUCUGCGUGCUUUGCUCUCUUAUUUUUCACCGCCAUGGAGUCCACCACGUCGGAAAUAGCCAUCGAUUGCGCUCCUUUGCUUCGUGUAUACAAAGAUGGUCGUGUCGAGCGGCUUUUAGGCACUCAGACCGUCCCUCCAGGCCGUGAUCCCAAGACAAACGUCGAAUCCAAAGACGUUGUUUUUUCACAAGAAACUGGCCUAUACGUCAGGCUUUACAUCCCAAAAGGCAUCAGAUCCUCCAGCCAGAAACUUCCUCUUCUGGUGUAUUUUCAUGGUGGAGGUUUUUGCAUAGAGACGGCCUCUUCUCCUACGUACCAUAAUUACUUAAACUCCUUAGUUUCAGAAGCUAACAUCGUUGCUGUUUCGGUUGAUUACAGAAGAGCCCCCGAGCACCCUAUCCCUGUUGCUUACGACGAUUCAUGGUCUGCCCUUAAAUGGGUAGCUUCCCAUUUUGGUGGAAAUGGUCCUGAAGAGUGGUUGAAUUGCUAUGCUGAUUUUGAUAAAGUUUAUUUAUCAGGGGAUAGCGCUGGUGCUAAUAUAGCGCACCACAUCGCCAUUAAAAUUGGCAAAGAAAAGCUGGAUGGUGUUAAUCUCGUUGGUAUUGUCUUAGCACAUCCAUAUUUUUGGGGCAAAGAACCUGUCGGUGAUGAGAUUAAGGACCCAGCUGUAAGGGCAAAGACAGAAGAGAUUUGGCGUCUGGCGUCUCCUACAACGAGUGGAUCCGAUGAUCCAUGGAUCAAUCCUGUCGAUGAUCAAAGCUUGGCGAGCCUGGGGUGCACCAGGGUGCUUGUUUGUGUUGCUGAGAAAGAUUUAUUGAAACAUAGGGGCUGGUACUACUACGAGAAGUUGAAGAAGAGUGGGUGGGGAGGAGAGGCGGAAAUUAUGGAGGCCCAAGGAGAGGAGCAUGUGUUUUUUUUGGCCAAGCCCACUUGCGAAAACGCUGUGGCUAUGCUGAGCAGGGUUGCCGCUUUCAUGAACCAGGAUAAGGCUUGAAACGAAGCACUUGGGGUUAGUAUCCGGUUCCAGUGCGGCACCACCGACCUUUUGUCUUGAAUUAUGUCUUCUUUUAUCUUUCGAUAAUAACAUAAACAAUUUUCAGCCAAAUAUGAAAAGGCAUAAGCAACCUCUUACUCCUAUGGAAAUUGAGGUAAUCAAAUUAGUAUAAUUUUGAUUUCAAUGAGAAUGCUGGUGUUUGGUCAUCUAGAUUGAAUGAAAUAUGAAAUGGAAUGAAAUCUUAUUAUAUUUA
This is a messenger RNA of Theobroma umbraticum, 1400 nucleotides long. RefSeq names its product putative carboxylesterase 12. NCBI's taxonomy places the organism in Eukaryota, Viridiplantae, Streptophyta, Magnoliopsida, Malvales, Malvaceae. Gene Ontology annotation, molecular function: hydrolase activity. The record is from RefSeq and is a predicted model, not a curated record.